AUGUCUUCCAUUUUCGAAUCUUGUGAUUUGGCUCCCCCGGAUCCUAUUCUCGGUACCGCCACCGCUUAUAAGGCUGAUCCCUCUCCCAACAAGGUCAAUCUUGGUAUUGGUGCUUACCGUGAUGAGAACGGCAACCCCAAGGUUCUCGAUGUUGUCCGUAAGGUCGAUCAGCAGUUGGCCGCUGACAUGAAGGUCGAUAAGGAGUACGCUCCUAUUGACGGUUUCCCGGCCCUCAAGCCUCUUAGUCAACGCCUUCUCUUCGGCGAGUCUAGUGAUAGAAUUGCCAGUAGCCAGGCUCUGUCCGGCACUGGUGCAUUGCGAAUUAUUGGCGACUUCUGUGCUAAACACUUGAACAAGCCUGCUAUCUAUAUCUCGGAUCCUACCUGGGGUAACCAUCUCAAGGUGUUCGGUGCUGCCGGAUCAGGUCUCGAGACUCGUAGGUAUCCUUACUGGGAUGCUGAAAAUCGUUGUCUCGACUUCAAGGGUUGCAUGGCUUGUCUGUCUGAGGCUCCUGCCGGAUCCCUGAUCCUUCUCCACGCUGUGGCUCACAACCCCACUGGUAUGGAUUUCACUCAUGAGGAGUGGCAGCAGGUUCAGAAGCUCCUUCAGGAGAGGCAUCUUAUUCCUCUUCUUGAUUGCGCUUAUCAGGGAUAUGCUUCUGGUGAUUUGGAUAGGGAUGCUUAUGCUCUCCGUCUCUUCUAUCAGUCUGGUAUGGAGUUCUUUGUUGCUCAGAGUUUCGCCAAGAACUUUGGUCUUUAUGGUGAACGUGCCGGUAUGUGCCACUUCGUGACCAAGAGUGCUGACUUGGCUGCCCGUGCUCUCAGUCAACUCAAGCUUGUUAUUCGUCCCAUGUAUUCCUCUCCCCCGAUCCAUGGUGGCUUAAUUGUUAAGACUAUCCUUGAGAACCCCGCCUAUGAGAAGGAGUGGAGAGAUGAGUUGACUGCUAUCAGUGGUAGGAUUGGUGAGAUGCGUAUCCUUCUGUCUGACGGUUUGACCGCCAAGGGUACUCCUGGUACUUGGGAGCAUAUCAAGAAGCAGAUUGGUAUGUUCUCCUUCACUGGUCUCACUGUUGCCCAGUCCGAGCGUAUGAUUAACAAGCAUCAUAUCUAUAUGCUUAAGAAUGGUCGUAUCUCUAUGGCUGGAUUGAACCAGCAUAAUAUCCAGUACGUUAUCGACGCUAUGGAUGAGUGUGUGCGUAAUGCAUAA
Messenger RNA from Perkinsus marinus ATCC 50983, 1206 nucleotides. RefSeq names its product aspartate aminotransferase, cytoplasmic, putative. The coding region runs from base 1 to 1206 and encodes 401 amino acids. Gene Ontology annotation, molecular function: pyridoxal phosphate binding; transaminase activity. The transcript has a single exon. Gene Ontology annotation, biological process: amino acid metabolic process; biosynthetic process. NCBI's taxonomy places the organism in Eukaryota, Perkinsozoa, Perkinsida, Perkinsidae. The record is from RefSeq and is a predicted model, not a curated record.